CACAUUGCCUUGACCACAACCUCCAUUUCUAGCCGAAGAACCCUCCUUUCAAGCAUUUCAUCAAACAUUUCUUCUGCAUUCUCUCAAACAUGGAUAAACAGCCCCAAAAGACUGAAACUUUUCACAGUGAUUCUGUCACUAGAACUAUUAAAGAUCUUAUUUUGAAUGAUGGUGUUAGUAUUGGUUUUUGUAGCAGUACCGCUUCUGGGUCUGAUUCUGGUGUUAGUAGUAGCAGUACUAGCAUUGGUACUAGCAGUUUUCAGGAUUGUAGGGUGAAUACCGCUGUCAGCUUAAGCGUCUGCAGUAGUAGUAAGAUUUCUGGGUCUGAUAACGGCAAUAGUUUUAGUAGCAAUGUUAGUAACGCUACCGUUGAAGCAAACAAGAAUGUGGACUCUAGUGUUGAUUGUGAAGAGAGUGAAAAGAGCAGUUUUGAUGCAAAUGACAGUAGUUUUAGGAGCUCUUGCCCAUCAAAACCGCAUAAAGGCAAUGAUAUUAGAUGGGAUGCCAUACAACGUGUUAAGGGGAAAGAUCGGGACUUGGGGCUGGGUCAUUUUAGGCUAUUGAAGAAGCUAGGCUGUGGAGACAUAGGGAGUGUUUAUUUGGCUGAGUUAAGAGGGAUGGGGUGUUUGUUUGCAAUUAAGGUCAUGGAUAAAGGGAUGUUAGCUGGGAGAAAGAAGUUGAUGAGAGCACAGACCGAGAGGGAGAUACUGGCUUUACUGGAUCAUCCAUUUUUACCUACACUCUAUUCACAUUUCGAGACACAGAAGUUUUCUUGCUUGCUGAUGGAGUUUUGCAGCGGUGGGGAUCUUCAUAUCCUAAGGCAGCGACAGCCUGGCAAGCAUUUCUCUGAACCAGCAGCAAGGUUCUAUGCUUCAGAAGUGCUUCUGGCCCUUGAGUAUCUGCACAUGAUGGGAGUGGUAUACAGGGAUUUGAAGCCUGAAAAUGUAUUAGUGAGGGAGGAUGGCCAUAUCAUGCUAUCUGACUUUGAUUUAUCAUUACAAUGUUUUGUCAAUCCUACCCUUGUGGAGUCCAGCACCCAGCCAUCAUGUAGGAUCUCUGCAUACUGCAUUCAACCAGCAUGCAUUGAUCCAGCCUGUAGAGUACCAGUGUGUGUGGAACCUUCAUGUUUGCAACCAGCUUGCUUUAGGCCUCGUUUUUUCAGCUCCAAAACUGCCAAGGUGAAAAGUGAAAGAACAGGCUUGGCAAAUUCAGAUUCACUUCCUGUACUUAUUGCAGAGCCAACUAAUGCCCGCUCUAUGUCAUUUGUUGGGACACAUGAGUAUUUAGCUCCUGAGAUAAUAAGAGGAGAUGGCCAUGGGAGUGCAGUGGAUUGGUGGACAUUUGGCAUUUUCUUAUACGAAUUACUGCUAGGAAGGACACCAUUUAAAGGCAAUGGUAACCGGGAAACACUAUUCAAUGUGGUUGGUCAGCCCCUAAAAUUUCCAGAGGGAUCUUCUCUCAGUUUUGCUGCUAAGGAUUUAAUCCGAGGUCUGCUUGUAAAGGACCCACAGAAGAGAUUAGGCUUCAAAAGAGGUGCCACAGAGAUCAAGCAGCAUGCUUUCUUUGAAAGUAUUAAUUGGGCACUGAUUCGCAGCACACAUCCUCCUGAAAUACCUAAACCAGUUGAUCUUGCAUUUUUAAAUCACGGGCACAAGGUAUCCUUGCCUCCAAACCAUAAGGGAGCUACAGACUCGGAAAAGUCAUCAGGUCCUUACUUAGAUUUUGAAUUCUUCUAAUAAAAUUUUGCCAGGAACUCAUAGUUGCUAUCUUGAGGAGCUUGUUUUACAUUGUUCAUGUGCCUUCAUUUGCUCAAUGAAAAUCUUCUCAUCUU
Messenger RNA from Rubroshorea leprosula, 1831 nucleotides. The record is from the annotation of a GenBank genome assembly. NCBI's taxonomy places the organism in Eukaryota, Viridiplantae, Streptophyta, Magnoliopsida, Malvales, Dipterocarpaceae.